This is a messenger RNA of Bufo bufo (common toad), 3124 nucleotides long. RefSeq names its product Rho guanine nucleotide exchange factor 38 (gene ARHGEF38). Bases 117 to 2456 code for a protein of 779 amino acids. Gene Ontology annotation, cellular component: cytoplasm. The record is from RefSeq and is a predicted model, not a curated record. NCBI's taxonomy places the organism in Eukaryota, Metazoa, Chordata, Amphibia, Anura, Bufonidae. Gene Ontology annotation, molecular function: guanyl-nucleotide exchange factor activity; protein binding. The transcript has 14 exons.
GGUUACUAGCACUGGGACAGCUGAUCUCUGGCAGCGCUGACUCAUUCCAUUGCUGCAUCGCGGGGGCUGCUAAAAUAAAACUGUUGGAACCGGAAUUACACUAUACAUGACUGACCAUGGACACCAAGGACCCCAAUGGGAAAGAUGGCGGGGGGUUCAAGAAGAAGAACUUGACCUUUCUCAAGAGCAGGCUCUAUAUGUUAGAGAGGAGGAAAACCGAUACAAUUGUGGAACAUGCUGUGAAUGGGGACCAUGGGAACACAGGCACAUUGCGCAGGAGUCAAUCUGACAGGACGGAGUAUAACGAAAAGCUUAAAGAAAAGAUGGCACCUAAUGUUGCAGCAUCUGCUCCUACCUCCCCAAUGCAAGACCAAGAGGAGCUCCGCAGGAGGAAGAUGGACAAAAGGGCCAAAAUCAUUGCCGAGCUGUUACAGACAGAAAAAGAUUAUCUGACUGACCUGGAACUCUGCAUUAGAGAAGUUGUCAAGCCACUCAGACAACACCAUUCAGAACGCUUUGAUGUGGAUGCAUUAUUCAGUAACAUUGAGUCCGUCUGCCAGAUAUCAGCCAAAAUGGUGUCCCUGUUGGAGGAAGCCACAACAGAUGUGGAGCCGGAGCUGCAAGUGAUAGGUGAAUUAUUUGUGGAGAUUAAAUGUCCACUAGAAGAAGUGUACAAGAUCUACUGUUAUCACCAUGAUGAAGCCCACACUCUACUCGAGUCCUACGAGAAAGACCCAGAAAUGAAGGAGUAUUUAAGACAGUGUACACAAUCAUUAAAAAAAAUAUACGGAGAGCAAGGCAAACCAAAUCUGCUAGACAUGGGAUCUCUGAUGAUUAAGCCAAUCCAGAGAGUAAUGAAAUAUCCCCUGUUGCUUUGUGAACUGCUGAACUCCACUCCCUCAUGUCACCCGGACUACAAGACGCUACAGGAAGCCUUCGCAGCGAUCAAAGACAUUAACGGCAACAUCAACGAGCUGAAGAGGAGGAAGGAUUUAGUGUUGAAGUACAGGAGGGCUGAUGAAGAAGAAUCUCUGAAAGACAAAUUUUCCAGGCUCAGUAUUCACUCAAUUACAAAGAAGUCAAAGAGAGUGACCAGCCACCUGAAGAUACUGACUGGUAGAGAACAGGUGAAAGACCAGAUAUUUAACAAAGAAGAAAAAACAUUCAGAGGAUUGGAAAAGAUUGUCAGAUCCUGCGUGAAGAACAUUUCAUGUACACUUCAGCUUAUGCAGGAUGCUUUGCCUUUGGCUGGCCAAAAUGUUAUUGGGCUACAAGAUCUAUUGCAUGAUGAUACACAAGAAAGUCAUGAAGAUGUUAACCUGCAAAGCAGUGUGGGAACACAGUAUGAGCAACUGGCACACAAACUGGAGCGAUUAGUGUGUACACCACUAGGUGCUUUACAGUCCAUGUUCCCGAUUCCUCAGAAACUGAUCCAGAAACGCUACGAUAAACUCCUGGAUUACCACAGCUACCUCCAGAAAUCAGCCGACUCUCAGUUGGACCAGGCAAAGAAGGACUAUGAAGCUCUUAAUGCGCAGUUGGUAGAGGAACUGCAAGUGUUUAACAAGGCAGCAAGGAGCAUCUUGUUCAACUGCUUAUAUUUCUUCAUCACUCUUGUGAGAGAGGUUAUGGCUGUUGCAAUGGACUCAUGCUCAAAUGCUUCUCACAGCUUUCCACUUAUCUCUGCCAAUGUGAAUGAAGUUCAGCAGCGCAUCAUGGACGAGCUUCAGAAUCUAAACUUUAUGAAGGACAAUAACAAUGGCACAUUUAUUGAGAGAAAACUAAGCUUUGAGAGGAAGAAGACAUUAUCUCCCCUGCCUGAACUACCUCGCCAGACGGAGAGCCACAGGUGCGAGCUAUUGUCUACCUAUGGUGCGGAUAAAAUUUACCAAGCAAAGCGCAAGUGCAACGCUUCACAGGACCUUGAUAUAGAUCUGUAUGAGGGGGAGCUGGUGGCUAUUGUGGAACACAAGGACCCAUUAGGAAGCACUAGCAGGUGGUUUGUGGACACAGGAAUUCUACAAGGCUAUGUCUACUCAUCCUUCCUCAAACCCUACAACCCAGGACGGCAACAGAAAGACUCAUCAGACAGUGCUUUCUGUGAAGAAGAUUUUGAUGACCUAAGUCUGUUUGUCUCCUCUCGGCCUUCUCGUGACAGAAACAGUCGCGCAUCACAGGGAAGUUCUGUAGACAGCAGUCCAUCCUCCAAUGGAGAUGAUGAAAAACACGAAUCCGAUACAGAAAACUGCCAAACCAGCGAGGAUUGUCAUAUUUUCUAUGCUGUUUAUGCUUUUGAAGCUCGGAGUCAACAGGAAUUAACCCUUGAGGAGCAUGAAAGGGUCAGAAUCCUUCGGUUUUGUGACCUAAGUGGGAACAAGGAGUGGUGGCUUGGAGAGGCACAUGGCCAAAGAGGAUUUGUGCCAGCCAAUUACCUUGGGAAAAUGACCUAUGCUUAGAAACAUGUUCUUCUCUGCUAUAGGACAGUGACAUUUUACAUUUCCUCUUCAAUUGUGUCCUAUAUUAUCCAAUAUGAAGGAUCCUUUUCCUGUGUCUUAGGUUUGCUACGUACAACAUAAUGUGAUGUGACACAGUAACUGAAGUCAAUGAACAGACCUGCUGACAGGUUUAACUGAGUGUAAGCUCUAUAGAGCAAAGAUAUUUUUGCUUAAAGCAUUUAUAUCUUUAAUUGGUAUACGAUGUCCAUAAAUACAGUAUAAUAUGUUGUAUGACAUAAAAAUUAUCCAAAGUGUAUGAAGUAUGAUCCAUGUACAAUCCAGACACAGGCACUACCAACCUAAGGUUAAAUUCAGACUAUAGUCAAAAAUACUAAAUGCUGUCUAAAAGUUCAAAGCAGAAAGUUUAUUUUCAUAAUAUUUUCUAACAUAGGAAUAGUUAAGGGAUUGUCUGGUUUAAAAAUUUUUUUUUAACAAAGGAGCGGUGCUUUAAUCUAGAGUUUUAUCUACUAGUCACAUUAGAUGACAAAGAGUGUCUCUCAUUCUGAAGGCCCUAGCAUUACUGUGCAUUACAAGGACAGCAAAUUAAAUUUACAUUCACAUAUAUAUGUACCGUAGUUCGGCAUUAGGGUACUUUCACACUUGCGUUUUUCUUUUCCGGCAUUGAGUUC